This is a messenger RNA of Cuscuta epithymum, 2798 nucleotides long. The record is from the annotation of a GenBank genome assembly. Lineage: Eukaryota; Viridiplantae; Streptophyta; Magnoliopsida; Solanales; Convolvulaceae.
CCCCUUUCCACAGCCCCCAGAUCCAUACUCUUCUCUAGCAGGCCAGCCACCUCCAUAGCCGCCCAUCACAUACUCGCCCAGAUCUGAAACCAGGCUACAGCCAAGCAACGGAGAAAGAGGAGGUCCGUUGGUUCAGGCCUCUCUCCGACUUCGAGGACGGUGGAUCCGGAAGAUCCGAACCGUCGCCCACCGACGAUCGCAGAUCCAGAACCGGCUGGCUGCAAUAGAAGAGAUGAAGAAAGGAAGAACUGAAACUCAAAUGCAGAGGAAGAAGGAUGAUGUUUCAUAGGCGAGGUAGAGGUCAACCGCCAUGGUUUCGUUGUCACCGUGGUUUCGCUGCCGCGAUCGUUGGUGAUGGCGGUGACUGGUGCGAGAAGGUAAGCAAGCCAGAGUUAAGAUGGAGAAAUGUCUGAUGCGAAUUAAACAAGCGUUUUUGGGUUAGGUCAGUUUUUUGUGAAAUUUUAAAAUAGUCAUAUUUUUUUCUAUUGAAACCAUGUAGGUCAUAUUUGUGCCAUUGUUUCAUGAAAAUACACAACUUAAGAAAUGUGCAUUGAUUAGAUAUUUUAAAAUGAGCAUAAUACAAGUAUCAAAUAAGCAUACAAUACAUACCCCGGUAUGAAAUAAGCAUAUAAAAAAUGAGGAGGGACAAUUAGAUCUGACGUCUCUGCCUUCUUUAGCAGCAAUGCAGGGAGCCCGACCUUUUGGAAUCGUUCGGUAAAACAUAAACAAUCAGAGAUUUCAAGUCCACUUUUUUCUCUUAUAUCAACACAUCUUCUUUACCAUCUAAUUGUCGAUUGUAGUAAGAUACUCCGUCAUACGAUACGAUAGAGAAUCUGAAUCUAAAAUUUAAGGGACUAAUGCGGAAAAAUCUAAAAUCAAGAACUAAAAUAUAUAUCACUCACAAAAAUGGACCAAUUUGUGAUUGAAGUUGUUUUUUUACCAAUAUAUCAUGGAAGCCUCUUUUUUAUUAAUAUAUGUCACUCAUUGGUAAUUUUAUUUACCAAUUUUGUAAUUUGGCCCAACUAUUUACAUUGAUCUCCUGAAAUAUUUACAGGUGUCAAUUACUCUACAAGCCAUGCAGUAAUUAUUUUUAUUGAAGUGCCCUUGCAAAAUUAAACUGAUUCAUAAAUAGGGGGUAAUAAAGUCAUUUCAACAUGCGGGAGUACCGAAAGCAAUACCGUCGGCGUCCAUGUCAAUAUCCUGAACCUGACCCACUUCACAAGCACACUCUAUUAAUCUUCUCAUCACUAAAAUAAUUUCUUCCUCCCCUCUCUUUCGCCGGUGUUUUCCUGCUCCAUUCUCCGAACCUUCUCUCCGGCGACUCUUUUUGACUUAUUCCGCCAUGUACUGUUCUUCCCAUUUCUCGUUUCUCCCGAAUAAGAACUUUCCGAAUUGCUGUUUUCAGUAGAGGAUUUCAAUUCCAAAGUAGACUCUCUGUAUUCCGCCAAUUUCAAUGAACCCGAAUCUGCCACAAGCGCCGGCGGCGGACCGCAACCGCCAGCGGCGGAAACCGGACCUGACCCUCCCUCUGCCGCCGCAGCGUGACCCGAGAUUAGCCGUCCCUCUUCCACUACCGCCCACUUCCGCCCCUUCUUCAACCCAAUCCCGCUCUUCUCUCCCGACCACGCCGCUCAAAUUCUCCGAGCUGGAGCGCAUAACCCGCGUCGGGAGUGGGAUCGGCGGUACGGUCUAUAAGGUGCUCCACCGGCCGAGCGGCCGGCUGUACGCGCUGAAGGUCAUCCACGGCCACCACGAGGACGGCGUCCGCCUCCAGAUGUGCCGGGAGAUUGAGAUCCUCCGGGACGUCAACGACCCCAACAUCGUUAAAUGUCACGAUAUGUCCGAUCACAACGGCGAAAUCCAAGUCCUCCUCGAGUUCAUGGACAAGGGAUCUCUGGAAGGGACCCACAUCCCCAGCGAGCCCUUGCUCGCCCACCUCACCCGUCAGAUUCUCUCCGGCCUCGAGUACCUCCACCGCCGGAAAAUCGUUCACCGGGACAUUAAGCCCUCAAAUCUGCUCACCAAUUCCCAGAGCGUCGUGAAGAUUGCCGACUUCGGGGUCUCGAGAAUCCUAGCGGCGACCAUGGAUUGCAACUCCUCCGUCGGCACCAUUGCCUACAUGAGCCCGGAGAGGAUCAACUCCGAUCUGAAUCACGGCCAGUACAAUGGGUUCGCCGGAGAUAUAUGGAGCUUGGGCGUGAGCAUCCUGGAAUUUUACCUGGGCAGGUUUCCGUUCAACGGCGGGAGGCAGGGGGACUGGGCAACCCUCAUGUGCGCCAUUUGUAUGUCUGACCCGCCGGAGGCGCCGCCCACGGCGUCUACUGAGUUCAGAAACUUCAUCGCUUGUUGUUUGCAGAGGGACCCUUCACGACGGUGGACGGCGGCGAAUCUGUUACGCCACCCUUUCAUUUCGCAGCACUGCUCCCGGACGGCGAGCAACAAUCUUGGCAUUCCCAGCCAGGUUCAUCAGACACACCAAUUGCUACCUCCCCGUCCGCAUUUCUCUUCCUGAUUUCCAAAUUUUCCACUUUUGGCUUUUCAAUCUUUCUUGGUCUAUUUCUGUACUAUAUUUUUUUAAAAUGGAAAUUUGUGAUCAUUUCCAUGUAACGUAUUGCAAUGGUUAGAUGAUCGGUUGUAUGGAAACAAAAAGAUGAAGAAUUGGGUAUUCACAGGAUUAUGUUUAGAUUGAAAUUCCAUACUUCCCUAAUCCAUAUUCCCAAUAAAUCAAUAACUCCCCAUUUUACUUUGUUGUCAAGAAUCACAAGAAAGAAAUGAAAAUGGGAAAUCUCUGUUUUAAG